This is a messenger RNA of Hylaeus volcanicus, 1095 nucleotides long. RefSeq lists its product as uncharacterized. Gene Ontology annotation, biological process: translational initiation. The transcript is spliced from 6 exons. The coding region runs from base 132 to 836 and encodes 234 amino acids. The record is from RefSeq and is a predicted model, not a curated record. Gene Ontology annotation, cellular component: eukaryotic translation initiation factor 4F complex. NCBI's taxonomy places the organism in Eukaryota, Metazoa, Arthropoda, Insecta, Hymenoptera, Colletidae. Gene Ontology annotation, molecular function: RNA 7-methylguanosine cap binding; translation initiation factor activity.
UGGAGACAUGCGUAUUUUCUAAUCAAGCAAUUCAAUGUCCCAACUGUCUGGCAUGCCAGAAGCAAUUAUAGUCGAGUUUUUUCUGUUUUAAAACGAACUAGCUGAAACCUUCUUGGACGGCAAAGUCAAGAAUGAGUUCAUCAGUCUUUUUAACAUUCAAUCCAGAUCUUCAAGAUAUCAGUUACACAACUGAACUAGAGGCGAAAAAUGUUGAUGAUGACUUGGAAGUCGAAUCAAUGCCCCUACAAAGUGAUUGGACGGUGUGGGAACAGCUUGAAAGUAAUACCAACAAGGAUUACACAGAUAGCACCAAACCUAUAUAUCAUUUUGACAGUGUCAUGGGUUUUUGGCGUGUAUGGCAAGCUUUACCUCAACCAAGCCAACUUAUGAGAAGUCAUCGUAUGAUACGAAAGAAUAAUGACGGAGAGGAUCAAUUAGUCGAUGCUCUUAUGAUUUUCAGAGAUAAUAUUAAACCCAUGUGGGAAGAUCCAGUAAAUUCAAAUGGAGGUCAUUAUGAAAUUCGUUAUCAGUUAGCAAAAGAUGAAGAAUCCCAAGCUCGCGUCGAUGAACAUUGGAACAAUUUAGUUUUAGGCAUGAUAGGUUCUUCUAUUGAGCCGGCUGGUAUGAUAACCGGUGUACGAUUGGUUGAUAAACUCCAUACAGCACGAGGAGCAUUUCUUCGAAUUGAAAUCUGGUUCACAGAAAUGGAGAAUCCAGAUGCUAAAAAAGUUUUACGCCAAAGUAUUGAAGAAAUCAUGACGACAAGACAUGAUUCCACUAUUGAUCCCUAUGCCUUUCAAUGGGUUGUGAAAAAACAUAGUAGAACAGGCAAAUAAAAUCUAAAACGUCUCUCGAUAUUCUCAACUACUCCUGACUUUUUUUAUUCCACAAUCAAGCAAAACUUUAAAAAAAUAUGGUUUUUAUUGAAACGUUUAAAAGUAAUUUAAUACAACAAAACAAACUGUCAAUGUAACAAAUGCGUAGAUAGCAUAAAUUGUUGUAAUUUAAAUGUUUCAAGCGUAAUUUGUUUUUCCGUGGAAAUGCUGUAAAAGAUUAAAAUAUGAAAGAGCGCAAAGUUUUUUUGCAAUAAAUAAA